Messenger RNA from Hylaeus anthracinus, 1158 nucleotides. It is a transcript of the gene bsh, whose product is annotated as brain-specific homeobox protein homolog. Gene Ontology annotation, biological process: regulation of DNA-templated transcription. The transcript is spliced from 2 exons. NCBI's taxonomy places the organism in Eukaryota, Metazoa, Arthropoda, Insecta, Hymenoptera, Colletidae. The record is from RefSeq and is a predicted model, not a curated record. Bases 559 to 1158 code for a protein of 199 amino acids. Gene Ontology annotation, molecular function: DNA binding; DNA-binding transcription factor activity, RNA polymerase II-specific.
GGCGACGAAAGACACUGGCUUACCAUAUACUUGGACUACAAAUGCUACAAAAGAAAUCCUUUGCGUACUCCAUAAUUCUGAAACUAGCGAUUCUGAAGUUUGCAAUAGUGUAGUGUUUAUGAGGAGACGUGAAUAUGUGAUAAAUAAAUGGAAGUCAAUUCUUUCGAGGAUCUCAUAACGCCAUUGAAUGUUUCUCAAAGAUCGCUUGAAGAUUGAAGAUUGCCAAAAUCGUCCACUUCAUCUUCCUUAGCAAUAACUCACACUGAUGAGCGACGGAACGCUCAGAACUAGUCCCUCCGUGAACAAAAAUCAUACAGCCAUUUUUCUUUAUCAAGAAAUUCUUCCCGACGUCUCGAAUGACUUAUUCCGAUGACAUCUGAAAUAACACAAGUUACCAAAGAUUCAUCGAUCUCUACGCCAAGAUCCUAUCGUGACGAACUUUGAAUUUGAAAAAUCAAGCCCCGAGGUCAGAAUUUAGAUGUUCGAAUGGAUCGCGAAUGUUCGUGGUUGAGAAUGUAACCAUCGAAACAGCAAAGUUGGAGAAAACUUUUUGCAAAAAUGCAGUCGACUUGCCAGCAGCAGCAGGCUCAGCCAGGUCAGAACGGAACAUCCGCCAACAGGACGUCAUUCCUGAUAGAGGAUAUCCUAAGCCGCGGCACCGUUCCUCCGCAUUCUCAUCAUCAGCUCCAUCAUCAGCAUCUGACGUCUAAUCACGGGGUGCAGCAUCAACAUUACCAACAAUUCGCCAGUUUGCUGCCUGGCUAUCCAUCGGCACCACCCACCGCGGCCUUCUUUUUGGGACCAUUGUUCGGUAACACGGCAAUGGGGGUCGGUGUAGUGCCGGGAGUCAGUGAACUCGCGGCCUUGAAGCACUGCCGUCGACGGAAAGCACGAACGGUGUUCAGUGAUCAACAAUUAGCGGGUUUGGAAGCCAGAUUCGAGGUGCAGAGGUACCUCAGCACCCCGGAGAGGGUCGAGCUUGCGGCGGCUCUUCACCUCUCGGAGACUCAAGUGAAAACGUGGUUUCAAAACCGGCGAAUGAAGCACAAGAAACAAUUGAGAAAAUUGAGCACAAGCGCGGGAAGCAACAGCAAUCAGAAUUCCAAUCAGCAAUGCACCGGCCAAUCCGUUUCCGGCACAUCGCCUGUCGGUGAGUAA